This is a messenger RNA of Besnoitia besnoiti, 951 nucleotides long. RefSeq lists its product as uncharacterized. Lineage: Eukaryota; Apicomplexa; Conoidasida; Eucoccidiorida; Sarcocystidae. Bases 1 to 951 code for a protein of 316 amino acids. The transcript has a single exon. The record is from RefSeq and is a predicted model, not a curated record.
AUGACAAAAAAAAUCAUCAGUGCCUCGGUUAAGAAGGUCCUGACCAAACUCCUUCCUCAGAAAAAGCUUCCCCAAGCGGAAAUUCAGCCUCCUUUACAGGCACCAGAUGCCUCAGUCGAAGAAUCUCCCUUGAGCCCGACCGUCGCCGGACCUCCGAACGACAUUGCAGGUUCGAAAGACUGCACGAGUGGACCUGGACAUUCCCAAUCGCGUGAGCAUGCACCUGGUAUAGAUUCACCUCCAAUGGAUACAGAGUCCUCACCUUGUCCCUUGGAGACAAGUGAGGAACCCAAGUGUUUCAGUGGUGAACAGAGUUCCAUGGACGCAAAGGACUUCGUGUCCGAUCUGCCGGCGCAAUCGAUUCCUGUCUCGUCACAGAGAGAACGGGAUCGAGAGCGCAGCGCGCGCCUGCAACUGGACCCCAUUCUUCUUAGCUUCGCAGUGUACCCAGCCGUACUGACGUUUACUGACCGGGAGGAAUCUAUAGCGGACUCAGAGAGUCCUACAACAGAUGCGCCUGAAUCGCCGUAUACUCUCUACGCCACCACCAGAGACUUGACAUCCGGAUCUGGUUUGAGCAUACGACGCGCGAAUCCGAGGGGGAAUCCCCGCGGCUGCGGGGAACUUACUCACGAGAUGGAAGUCUUCCAGUCAGAUGACAGUGAAGGAGAAAUACCUUGCCUGGAAUACGACAGUUCCAUAGGGAGCUUGCGGCAGUCGCCACAUGCAUUUGCAUUCAGCGUGGGACCUAUGGACGGGAGAGAGCGACUGCCGAUGGCUUGCGCCAGUGGCCCAGCUUCCUUUUUCCAACGGAGUUCCAGGAACAAUAAUGCCGAGGCCAGCGGUACUGAAGGCUUUUACGAGAAGCGUGUUUUCCACGUGGAACCACACCACGGGAAACGGUGCAUUAUGUACAUGGGCUACGGAGACGAUAACAGCGCAGGCCACUAA